UGCUUGGAAAUACUUGGUAGUGUUGAUCACCUGUACCCCAGCACAAGAGCUCCAGCUUAAUCCUUUUCAAACACUUCUCUCAGAACAUGGGGGAAAAUGAUGAUGAAAAAUACAGUCAAGCUGGCCAGAUAUUUGAAAACUUUGUACAAGCAUCAACGUGCAAAGGUACCAUUCAGGCCUUUAAUAUUCUCACUCGCCAACUUGAAUUAGAUCCUUUGGACAAUAGAAACUUUUACACCAAACUGAAGUCAAGAGUGACCACAUGGAAGGCCAAAGCUCUGUGGAACAAGCUUGAUAAAAGAGCAAGUCACAAAGAGUAUAAGCGCGGAAAAUCUUGUAUGAACACUAAGUGUUUAAUUAUUGGAGGUGGCCCAUGUGGCUUGCGGACUGCCAUAGAACUUGCCUUCCUGGGAGCCAAAGUCGUCGUCGUGGAGAAGCGGGACACUUUUUCAAGAAACAAUGUGUUGCAUCUUUGGCCGUUUACAAUCCACGACCUCCGGGGACUGGGAGCAAAGAAAUUUUAUGGAAAAUUCUGUGCAGGAUCUAUUGAUCACAUUAGUAUUCGACAACUUCAACUUAUCCUCUUCAAAGUUGCACUUAUACUAGGAGUUGAAAUCCAUGUGAAUCUAGAAUUCGUGAAAGUCCUGGAACCUCCUGAAGAUCAAGAAAACCAAAAGAUAGGUUGGAGGGCUGAAUUUCUCCCCAUGGAUCACCCUUUGUCAGAGUAUGAAUUUGAUGUUAUUAUUGGUGCAGACGGCCGCAGGAACACGUUAGAAGGUUUCAGGAGGAAGGAGUUUCGUGGAAAGCUGGCUAUAGCUAUCACUGCCAAUUUUAUAAACAGAAAUACAACUGCAGAAGCCAAGGUAGAAGAAAUUAGUGGUGUUGCUUUCAUCUUCAAUCAGAAGUUCUUCCAAGACCUUAAAGAGGAAACAGGAAUUGACCUGGAGAAUAUUGUUUACUACAAAGAUAGCACUCAUUAUUUUGUGAUGACAGCAAAAAAGCAGAGUCUUCUGGACAAAGGAGUGAUUAUUAAUGACUACAUUGAUACUGAGUUGCUCCUCUGUGGGGAAAAUGUGAACCAGAGCAAUUUGCUGUCCUAUGCCAGAGAAGCUGCUGACUUUGCAACCAAUUACCAGCUGCCUUCCUUGGAUUUUGCAAUUAAUCACUAUGGGCAACCAGAUGUAGCAAUGUUUGAUUUUACUUCCAUGUAUGCAUCUGAAAAUGCUGCACUAGUGAGAGAGAGGCACAGACAUCAGCUCCUGGUGGCGCUUGUUGGAGAUAGUUUGCUUGAGCCUUUCUGGCCAAUGGGUACUGGCUGUGCAAGAGGCUUCUUAGCUGCUUUUGAUACUGCAUGGAUGGUGCGGAGCUGGGCUCAAGGAAAACCCCCGUUAGAAAUCCUUGCUGAACGAGAGAGCAUUUAUCGACUAUUGCCUCAGACUACCCCUGAAAAUAUUAACAAGAACUUUGACCAGUAUACCAUUGACCCGGGAACAAGAUACCCGAACUUGAACUCAAGCUGCGUUCGACCUCACCAGGUGAGGCAAUUAUAUGUUACCAAUGAGUUACAACAAUGUCCUCUUGAAAGAGUAAACUCCAUUAGAAGAUCAGUGAAUCUCUCAAGACAUGAGUCAGAUAUUCGACCUAACAAACUUUUGACCUGGUGUCAGAAACAGACAGAAGGGUAUCGUAAUGUUAAUGUCACAGACCUGACUACCUCCUGGAAAAGCGGCCUUGCGUUGUGUGCAAUUAUCCACCGCUUCAGACCUGACCUCAUUGACUUUGAUGCUCUGAACGAAGAGGACAUUGUCAAAAACAACCAGCUGGCAUUCGAUGUUGCUGAGCAGGAGUUUGGGAUCCCCCCUGUGACCACGGGGAAGGAGGUGGGGUCAGCCGGGGAGCCCGACAAGCUCAGCAUGGUCAUGUACCUCUCCAAGUUUUACGAACUGUUCAGGGGCACACCUCUGCGGGCAGUAGAUGCGGGCGACAAGCAAAAUGGAGAAAAUAACGAUCUUUGUUCAGCAAAAUCAUCGAACUUCAUCUUUAAUAAUUAUAUCAAUUUAACUUUACCAAGAAAACGAGUACCAAAGGUUGAAGGGAAAACCGAAGAAAAUGAGACUAACAAAAGACGUCGAAAAGGUCUUUUUGGUGUCUUCGAGGAGGCUUCAGGCUUUUCAAGCCAAGGGACGAAUGCUGGGAAAGAACAGAGUGAUGGCAGAGAAGGAAUGAACCAGAAUAAAGUUAAAUCAAUGGCGACUCAACUGUUGGCAAAGUUUGAAGAGAAUGCUCCAAAUACAAUUUUUCGGAGGCAGGAGCUAAUAGAUAGACCAGCCCUGCUCUCUUCUGACCCUUCUGUUAAUCCUCGCUUUGCUAAACCGAAGGAUCCAAAUCUUCUUCCACCUCAACCAAAAAGGCAGUUUCAGGUGGUAGCUAGGAGUGAACACGAGGUCAGGGAACCCAAACAGUCUUUAAAUGGUUCUGAUCAUAUGGCCAGGAGAGCAAAGACUGUACAAAAAACAGAUACCCAGCCCAGUCUGUCAGAAACCUCUGAAAAUCUCGCAUCUGCCUGUUCUGCUGCAUUUGUACUUUCUGGAGUGCUUGAGCGUCUUCAGCACCUGGAGGAAAAAAUGAAACAGAAAAGAGCUCAGACCAUAGCAAAUAGGGAAUUCCAUAAAAAGAACAUUAAAGAGAAAGCAGCACAUCUUGCCUCAAUGUUUGGAUACAUGGAGUUUCCAAAGAAUAAGCUACCUACUAAAGGCUUACCCCAUUCUCAGCCCCCAACUCCCUCUUGCCCUCCACCUCAUGAUUCAGCUGCUGCCUCUUCUCCGUCAUCUGUCGGUUCAGCUUCCCCUGCUCUUCCUUCUAGACAGAUGACUGUAGGAAAUGUCUCACAUGCAAUUGGAGCUGUGGCUGAAGUUCUUGUCAAUCUGUAUGUGAAUGAUCACAGACCCAAGCCACAGCUUCCCCCCCUUGAACUGGGAACUCUGCGAAAAGAAUUUCCUCAGUCUAUCGGGGGGAGUGACAUUUGUUAUUUCUGCAAAAAACGGGUAUAUGUUAUGGAGCGGCUGAGUGCAGAAGGCCACUUCUUUCAUAGGGAGUGCUUCAAGUGUGAAAUAUGUUCUACAACACUCCGUUUAGGAAUUUAUGGCUUUGAUGUUGAAGAAGGUAAAUUUUACUGUAAACCUCAUUUUACGCACUGCAAAAUCAGUACUAAACACAGAAAGAGAAGAGCAACAUUACAGAUCCAAGGAAAGGAGGCAACAGAAGCAUGGAAGAAAGAGGAACCCAAACCCACAGACACGACCACAGAAAGCACUUUGUCUACUGCUAGCAGUCCAGAGGACAGGUCCCCAGGUAUCCUGACUUCCUUCUUUAGGGAUACGCUAAGCUGGCCCCUUCGGGUGACAAGGGAUCUGCUUGACAUUCCCAGACGCCUGUCUAACUGGAUGCAUGGUUUUCUGCACGCUACCAAUCUUCAUUUCAGGGACAAUGCAUAUAACUAUACCUACUUGUACGAACUCUUGAGCCUUGGUGUGCCAUUCCUCUGUGCUCUUCUAGAGGUACUUACUCAUAUGUACCGGGAAGCAGAGCUAUCACUUGAAAAUGUGCUUGAAUGGGUGAAAAAAUUCUAUAGGUCCAAUUCAUCAUUCCGGUGCUGCACCGACUCACUGGCUGAAGCCUUUCUGCUCUCAGACUGCUGCCUGCCCGCGGCCGAUGAGCCCACCUCCCCGAAGAAGGCGAAGAGCAUCCCCGAGCGCUGCGACUUGGAGAGCUGGUUCUCACCCCCUUCCCCCGAGUGGGCCACCGUGAGGGUCAUCCCUGAGGAGGAGAUGACCGAGCACAACCUUCUCGCUAUCCGAGUCAUGGUCACCAGUGAUGCAAGCAGCUCUGAGCUGGAGUCUGAUUUUAACGGUGACUCAUCAAACUCUGAAGUGAGCGAAGGACGGACCUCGCUGCUGGAGCCCCCCGCCUGCCUGAGCCCUGUCCGGAGGUGGGCAUCACUCGCCAGGAGCCCUGUGGCACCAGAGGAAAGCCCCAAAACAUCCAAAGUUGCUGAUGCACUACAGAGAGCCAACAGUUUUCACUCCACAGCGUUAAAUAAGUAUCAGAAUUGGAGGAGAAAACUCCAAACAAAUUUCCCUCUACUGUCCAGCAAGAAACCUGGGCUACACUGGAAGGACAGCUCAGCCAGCUGUCAAAGUGGUCCUGGAGAGGAUCACUCCCAAACACAGUUGGCUUCUUACAAGAAACCACCAGAAGUUACAAGAGGACAUUUCAAACCCUGCAGCCCAGUAUUUCAAAGAAAAGAAAAAGCCAGAGAGAUGCCUGAAGACAUCCGUCUCUAUGUGCCCCAUUGUCCUUUUCAGAGCAGCACCAGAGGUUCUCUAUGGACCCCUCCUGGGAGUGGGACACUGGCUGCUGAUUUUUCUGAGCCUGAAGAUACAGAUAGUGACAUUGGGACAUACACAGCCCAGGGCUGGAAGAAAAAAACCCAGAAAUAUACCUCUGAACCAGAAGGUUUUAAUAGGAAGACAAAAGUGCUGUCAUCUCUGGAUUUGAAAGAGAAAGAUGGCAAAAAUACAAGGUGCCCAGAAGAAAAGCUCGCACAAGAAUUAAAGGAGGCAAAACAUAGGCUGGUGCUUUGUACUCAACAGCGACCCUUGUCGUAUGAUUCAAACAGGAUGGAAUUAGGUGGAACCAGUCCAGGGUAUCGAAACAAAGGAGCGCUGUGGACUUCAGAGGAGAAGGAUGCUGACUGGAGAAAAGAUGUGUUCAAACUAUCUGGUUGUCCUGUGCCUCUCUUAUUUGCAGAUGAUGCUCCACCAGGUCUGCCAAUUGACACAAAAGAUGCUCUGAGGAGUCCAGAUGCAGUUGCCAGGGAGCACGCAGCUGGCUGGCCGAAAUCACCACUGAGGCUCAUAGCCAAUGCUAUCAAAAGGUCCAUUUUGGAGCCUCUAACCUCAUCUCCAGAAGGACUAAAGCAGGACUCAGACAGCAAAAUCAAAGCCUCUUCAGAGCAAGCUUUCUUCAGCUUCCCCAGUACUCCUGGCUAUUCCCUAAGCCAAAGGAACAGUAACAAUAAUAUAGCAAAUCACACUCAGCCACAGGAGCUUAAAGUAGGGGAGUGGGCAGGAGAAUAUUUAGGAAAUGGGAGCCCUUUCUUAAAUCCAUCUAAUUUUUCUGUCAGCUCUGAAGAGAGAUCUCCAAGGGAUUACAGUGAGGAGGUAUCCUUCCCAGUCUACAGUUCUCACACCAGGCCUUCCAAGACAACCAGUAUACCUCAGAAAUCAUCUUGCACUAGGAUGGAGGAUGUCCCAGGACUCCUAGAAAAGUUUACCUUUAAAGAGACUCCUCCAGGGGCUCCCAUGGAUGACAUGUUUAUCUGUAAUGAAAAGUACCUCCUUCUUUCAUCUCCAGAGCCCAAGAACACCUCCAAGGACAAUCUGGAUGACUCUGCACAGAAGGGUAGUCUUGGGUCACUCUUCAAUAGACUGAGAAGUAAAGUUCAUGACAGAGAAGGGAAUUCCUUUGUGUCAUCUCUGCCUUUCAUGAAGGACUGUUCUCCAGAAGACAGGCUAUGUUAUCCCUCCACAGGAUGGGAACAGCUACCUGUCCGAAAACAAGCUACCGAGUAUUCUACUUCUUCCUCCGAUGAUGAAUUUGAAUCCAAGCCUUCAUUAACACACAAGGCAAAAAGGGCUCUCAGAAGGAGAAGGAAGCUGGAGAAGGAGACAAAGCAAUUGAUUAAACAAGAGGAGCUGAAGAGGCUUCACAAAGCACAGGCAGUCCAGCGCCAACUAGAAGAAUUGGAGGAAAGACAAAGAGCUCUGGAGAUUUUUGGUGUCAAACUGGAGAGAGAACUAAGAGGAGAAUCAGAUUCAGGCACAAAGGAUGAAACUCAGAUGCUACAUGAAUGGUUUGAGCUGGUCCUGGAGAAGAAUAAAUUAAUGCGUUAUGAGUCUGAGCUCCUGAUUAUAGCCCAAGAACUAGAACUGGAGGACCACCAAAGCAGGUUGGAACAAAAGCUGAGAGAGAAAAUGGCCAUUGAUGACAGCCUAAAAGAUGAGAUGGAUCUGAAUGAGGAGGAUGAAAUUUUUACUGAGAUGAUGAAAGUGGUUGAAGAAAGGGACAAACUCGUGUCUACCUUAGAGGAGCAGAGACUGAAAGAAAAAGCAGAAGACCAGCACUUUGAAAGCAUUAUAUUAUCUAGAGGCUAUCAGCUGAGUAGGAUUUAAACAGCCACAUGCAAAUAAAGACGAUUUCAGCAAUAUUUGUAAUCAUGGAGAUCCAGUCUUCUGAAAAAUGAAGGAAUUAAAAUUUAAUAUCAGUUUAUUUGGGAAGCAGGUUUUUUUGUUAUCAAAAGCUCUUAAGCAGUUCUUUUUUGCUCAUACUGGAGUGAGUCAUUUCACUAUCAGCUUAAAGGAUCACCAAAAUACAGAAUAGGACUGAAUUUAUCUGUCUGAUGGGCAUCAAGGUC
Messenger RNA from Gymnogyps californianus (California condor), 6475 nucleotides. It is a transcript of the gene MICAL2, whose product is annotated as microtubule associated monooxygenase, calponin and LIM domain containing 2. Bases 87 to 6233 code for a protein of 2048 amino acids. The record is from RefSeq and is a predicted model, not a curated record. Gene Ontology annotation, molecular function: FAD binding; protein binding. The transcript has 35 exons. NCBI's taxonomy places the organism in Eukaryota, Metazoa, Chordata, Aves, Accipitriformes, Cathartidae.